CGUAAUUUUGUUGCGUUAUUUUGAAAUCGUGUCCAAGUUUUCUCAAUUAUUUACAAUUCCCUCAUCUGCUUUGAUAAAAGAAAGAUAGAUCCCUUUGAGCCGGGUUCAGGAACAGCGACUAUAAACAGUUAAAGAUAACGAUAUGGCAUCCACCAGCACUUCAGGAACACUGGGUCAAAUGGCUAAACCAGAAUACAGGAACUGGCUGGCACUCGGUCAUGCCUUGACAACUGUUUUGUGCCAGGGUCUUCGUCCGUUUGUAACGCAAGAGGUGGAGGCCUUGCAUAGGUAUGUAACGGCAAGAGUACCCACACCUUGCACGUGUGUACAUGUCCCGAGAAGGAGACCAAAUGAGUACCACGACAUGCGCAAAUGUAUAGGGGCACAAGUCUUGGCCGCCUGUCACCACAGGUGCAAACCAAACUGGAAACAAAGUGAUCCGGCCAAAUGGAUGGACCCACUGCUUGGUCCGUGGGAGAUUGCAAAACUCUUCCUUCCCUAUCUGGGUGGACAUGUUAAUAUCCGGAGUGCAGACGACAUGGACAUAAAUGGUAUCUUGAACUUAAUGUACUGGUGCAAUCAUUUCACCAUUCCUCAAUCCCUAAUCAAGGAUGUUAGAGAUAUAAGAAAUGAAGGAAGCGCUCACACGACGAAGCUUGAGAUAUCUGAUGCUGCUAAGACAGCCGCUUUUGAUGCUAUCGAAAAAUUGCUAAAUGAUAGUCAGCUGGCUGCAGAUGAAGACGCAAAAAAAGCUCUCGGAGAAGUUAUUAGUCUCAAAAGCAUUACAGACUUGCACAGUAGAGAGGCUCAGAUUUUGGCCGACUUAAAAGAAGUUAUACAUGAAAAUAUGUUGAGCUUGACGGAGGAGUCUGAAAGAAACAGAGUGCUGGUUACAGAGCUGCAAGAGCAGCAGGAAUUUUUGGAGAUGGUUGUGGAGGAUCUGACCCAAGAAAACAAGUCCUGGAUAGUGAGAAUAGCCGAGUGGAUCUUGGAGCUUAUGAUCUUUACGUUCGGAAUCCUCUUUGCGCUCAUAAAAGGUUUCAGGACGGAAAUUCUAUUUAUGUUCCUGUUUUCAACCUUCUGUGCCGUUCUGGAUUAUGACACACUGAUUAAAGACGGAUGUUCCAUUAAACAAUACGAAGAUCGGUGGACCCGGAAGCAUUUUGACUUUGACGACUUCGCUACUACAUCGAGAGCAGGUUUCAUCGGAAGACAGUGGUUAUAUCGUGAUAUAGAAGAGCUUAGGGAGAAUUUAAGCAACCGUGGCGUAUUGCUUGUUGGAAAUCCUGGUUCUGCCAGUUUCAGAUAAAGAAGUCGUGUCGAAUCAGUUUAAAUUACAAGAGUUAACCUGAUUAAGGAAGGCAUGUUUGCCAAUAUCUAUGGUGGAACCGUGAUCUCUUGUUCAACCAACCUUAAUGGGGCAAAACUGAUUGCACCGCCUUGAAGGAGGUAUUUUGGAACUGAAUCUAUCAGUCAUUGGGACUGAAUUUCUUUAGAUCUCACGUGAAGAGUGAAUAAUGAUUAGCACUUUAUAAGUACUGAAGAUCAAAGGGGUUUCAGCUGAACCUUAUUGCACAAGUUUUAUUCUGACUGUGGCAAUUGCUGUGGUAAAAAGUUUGAGGAUUGGUUAUUUUUCUGCUCUAAUCAUUUACCAUCAAAUAACUUUUGUAUUGUAUUCAGAAAAGGAGCUGUGUUUUAAGCCUACUUUAGCAACCUCAGCUAGAGGAAAUUCAAUCAAUAUCUUGAAACUUGAGAAACUUGACUAAAUUCAAGAAUAACUGUUUUUAUCUAAUUAAAUUCUUUUUACAAAACUCUUUCUUUUAGUAGUGUGUGGAUAAUUCACGGCCUUUAAUUCCAAUCAAAAUCGCUUAAAUGGGUUUUGAAAUGACACGAGUCCAAAUCUAAAUUCCUUGUGUUUCAAUUUUCAUUGAAAGGUAAACGGAACAUCGACCAUUCUUAAAAUGCUUUAGUGUUACCGUAUUUCCUCUAAUAAGCGCCCGGGCGCUUACUUAAAAUUUCGGCAAGCAACCAGGACCCUUAUUCGGAGGAGGGCGCGUAAUUGAUGGGGCGCUUCUUCAAUACUGUAUCUUUAUUUUGGCUAAAUCUUGAAAGGAAAAACAGUAACCAUAAAAUUAUCGAUCCACGUAGACAGAAAGUCCAUAUUAACAUCUUUUCUUUGUUUAAACAAUAGGGGAAACACUUAUUUGCUUAACAAGCUGACAGGGAAGAAACUAAGAAUAUAUGACGAUAAAACCAAUAGGUCUUUACAAAGUAAAGCAUGUGUAUGACGCCGGCAGUUCAAACCUUGUUGGUAAAAUUUCGAUUGAGCUCUUACUCCUUAUAAUCGUGGAAUCGAUUUGUCCCAGAAGGUUAGAUAUAUAAUGGUGUAGUUGUGCCUAGAAAAUUAUUGGAUCGGAAAGGAAGCUAUACUCUUUUACUGAGUCCUCUGCAGUUGAUGGUUACAAAGUUAUGAAUAAAUUGACAAUAGAGACAGGGCAUUUUUUUAUAUCCCUACAAUGUUGAGAAAGCGAGGCAAGACAUGGGGAGUGCUUACUUGAUAUUUUGGUCUCAGGGGUGGGCACUUAUUCGGGAGAGGGCGCUUAUUUGAGCGUGGGUGCUUAUUCGAGGCGAUACGGUAAUUGCUAUUAAAUUGAAUUAUAUCUUUGCUGUUUUCAGCAGAUGAUACGAACGCUUGUGUCACGGUUUUCCAAAUUUCGAAUUAGAUAACUUUUCUUAGAAGAUCCACAUUACUGAAUAGUCUAUGACGAGGUUAAAGUCUUCUCAUCAAAUCAAGCUUUAAGUGUCCUUUCGAGUUUCAGUUUUUUUUAUUUCGCAGUUCGAUUUUGUAACAAUUUUCUACCUUUGAGUUUUCAACUCCUGGCUUAUAAAAUCUUAAUUAAUUGGCCAAAGACUGACAAUGCGCUCGCCGUUUCCUUUUUAAUUCAAGAACCCGUGGUGUUUCACCAUUGUUUCAAACUGUUACAGACUGGAGUCUUCAACUCUUAUAUAAACAGUUGCAGAACGAACCUAUUUAGUCCUCGAUUUUAUUCGUGGUGUCCCUGUCCUGCGUAUAAUAGCAAUAUCUUAAUCACUUCACAAUACUAACGCUUCAGCUGGCUCUUCUGUCAUUCAGCUCUGAA
Molecule: messenger RNA, 3140 nt
Organism: Stylophora pistillata
Lineage: Eukaryota; Metazoa; Cnidaria; Anthozoa; Scleractinia; Pocilloporidae
Molecular function (GO): protein binding
Source: RefSeq, a predicted model, not a curated record